This is a messenger RNA of Cladocopium goreaui, 3959 nucleotides long. The record is from the annotation of a GenBank genome assembly. Lineage: Eukaryota; Dinophyceae; Suessiales; Symbiodiniaceae.
AUGGAUAUCAUUGAGAUAGACCAGCUCAAGGAGACAUUCACCGCGACUUUCAAGCUGCAAUUCGAAUACGUCGAUCCCACAUUGAUAACAACUUGGCAAAUCAUCAAAUAUCGAAAGUUUGACGGCAAAAAGACUUCAGUCGCGACAGUGGAGGGGCACAUCCUGGGCUACGAGCCUGGACAUUUUGAAGCGCAGAAAGUCGUCCUUGGAAAAAGGCUUGUCAAGACAGUGCAGAAGGAGAAAGUCAUUGAUGCAGAUGACGAUAUGGAAGUGAAGUAUGCUGGUUAUGUUUGUGUGCCGAAAAAGGACCUGCUAAGCGUGAGCUUGCCUGAAGAUCACAACUGGCAGAAUCAUCCAGCUUUGGAGUGGACCUUCAUGAAUUUGGUCGUCCGUGAGCAUCAAUUUAUUUUUGAGAGUCGGCACAUCAAUUUCUUCGAUGAACUUGGUGGACAUGUGACACACGAAUGGAAGAUUCAGGCAACUUUCAGUGAACGCCUUCACUUGAAGGAGAUGCCAUUUGACAGACAGCUGUUGCGCAUUCAGGUUGUCGGCGAGAUCCCAAACUACAUGAUGAAGUUCACACCCCUCUUUGCAAAAGCUGGAAAUCUUAAAAACAUCGAGGUCAUCAAAGAGCAAGGAGAAUUUAACCGGGCAAGAUUUGACCUGCACAUCUACGUCGAGAGGAAGAAGUUCGUGUGGCCGCGUGGCACCAAGCUCAAGCAGCACCUUGCCGGGCCUUCCGAUGAAAGAGCUGGGAAGCCGAUCGAAUCAGACGACAGGGAACCAUGCAGAAACAUGCAGAACCACGCAGAUAGGAUUAAAGAUCAGAUGAGAUAUGUUGCCUGUGCGCACGGGGUGGCAGGGAAACAUGCAGAUAGGCUGGGCGGUGGGAACCGGAAAACUUUGGACCUCCAAGAUGAGUUGCAGGCUCUCAAAAGCUGGAUCGAUGGGCAUUUGCGCACGCCUCUGCCCACCUUCUUUCAAACUGCUGCAGGCGUCCUUCCAGAAGUGCUGAAAGCGGCCAGCAGCGCGGUGGAGCAUUGGCUCCUGCAGAGGCAGAUGACGCUGGAGAGGUUCGACUCCUGUCGAGAGCUUUCAGACACUGCUGGGGAUGACGUCAUGGCGGUGAACGACGAUGAAAAGAAGGAGGGUAUCACCUUCUGGCAGAAGGCGAUGGCCCUGGCGGAGAAGAUCGAGCGUGACGGGGCCUUCGAAUGGACCAACUCGGCAAGGGUGGCCUUCUCUGCGAGCCUCAUUGGGAAGCAGGCACGCGCAGUGUGCCCCAGCGGGGUCAUGGCUUUGAAACUCGUUCGUUGCAUUGGCCAUGACAACGAGCAAAAGCAGGAGGAAAUCUUUUCGUUGGACAAAGACGUCGAGGAACUGCUCCAGUGGGAGGAGGCGGACCUGAGCAAGUUGUUGUACAACGCAUGGCCCAUUUGGGGUCUCACAGCCCUGCUCUCCAAGCAGCGUCAUCACGACUUCCUGCUGACGGUUCCCAUGCUGAGCGAAAGCGGCCUCGAGGAUGCUCCGCUGUUACAGGUCUUGGAGAGUGGGCAUCGUCCAAUUUUGGGCGGAGCCGUGCUGGUAAGCGCCAUCAGGUUGACGGGGGAGGAGCUGGGGGUGUGGUUGGCACGUCUGCGGCGCUCCCUUCAGUCGCGCCACGGCAUCGACCACCACGUGUUGCUGGUCCUGCCGCGGUCCAUCGAGUCCUGCGCGCCCUUCAGAUGGUUCGGUCCAGCUGGACCUUUGCUGCACUGCAUUUGGUCUGUGGAUGGAGCAUCCUUGGACUUAGAUGCCCAGAGCAUGAUCCUAUACAUCCUCAGUCGGAAUGUCCCUGCUGCACUCCUCAGUACAGCAGCCAUUCCUUUUGUAGGACUGGGGGAUCAAAUGUUGGAUUUGCUGAUGGGUGCAGAAACGCGAGACUUCGCCAUGUUCAUCACAGAUACGGAAGUCGCCGUGGGCGCUGGGGAACUGAACCAGCGCCUGAUGAUACAUCCACCUUUUGUGGAUAUUGGUUUCAGACUUUUUCAACCAGCUCCGGCAGCCAUUGCGCUGAUGCAAACGGCCAUCGGAGUAGCGUACCACAAUCCGUUUUUAUUUGCUGACGAUGUUUUGAAUCGCUUCAACCUCAGUUUGGAUAUGGAUUUCCUGCUGAACGCAUCGCAUGGCUUUAUUUCUUCCGAAGGAUGGUUCGCAGAAGAUCUCAAGCAGAGGCCCCAAUCGACCCUACUUGGCAACGUCAGUGACCCGCACCUGGCUGGUGGCAUCGUGCUCUUCAGCAUGCGACCCUUUCGCAUGAUGCCCAAGUGGUUUCGCGGCAACGCCUGCCGCGAAGUGUGCCAGACAAACCUGGUGUGUCCCCCAGAGGCCUUGGGCAGUGCCUGUGGCUUGAUGAGCAACGAUCUCCUGCUCUUGAGGACCCUGCGCGACAGCUUUUCCCUACAGCAUCCCGCGGCCCGUUCGGCACGGCCAAGACUACUGCAGGCAGGGCCCAGUAGUUGCGGUACAACCUCCAUUGCGCACUUCUUUUCGGAUGCCCAUGGCUUGCGCGUGGCCAAGAACUAUGUGGAAGGUGCAGAGAUCCGGGACCACGUGCGCAAGGAGCUGCGGCGGGGCACCGCGCCCUUCGGGGCCUUGGACCGUUUCGAUGUGGUGGUCGACGCCUUCGACGUCGUGAGGGUUGGUGUCCAUUUCUGUUCGGACAACCUGGGGCAUGGUGGUCGAAGUUGCGAGCACGUGCAUGGUGACAUCUUAGAAGAAAAUCUCCAGGAGUAUCGAGAGAUCUUGGAGAGUUUGCACCAAGCGUACCCGAACCUCCGCUUCAUCCACAAUAGCUGCAACCUGAACAGCUGGCUCCAAAAGCGGGUUUACAACUGCUGGCCGCAUUUGGUGACCAUUGGUCCUGGUGGAGACUGGGAGGCUUUCCUGGACCUUUGGCAAACCUGUUGCAAUCCGGCCUUCGGCCCUGGCAGCAACGUCUCCUGCUUCAGCGGCGAAGCCCUCGGCAAGCUGCGGAUGCCGCGGCGCCUCAUCAAAGAGGACUUUGCGUACCCCACGUGCUGUGAGGGGAUGCCAUUUUAUCAAGAAGCCUGGCGUGGAGUACACCAAUUGCUGCCAAGUGUCAUUGAUGCCAGACGCCUGGUCCCUUUUCACAUCGUGAAAGAUGCCCCGGUGAAGCUCAGCGCUUCCUUGGGUUUGCAGAUGAGCAUCCUGGACUACCGCACGGCCAAGAUGGAGGCCAAGAUGAACACAGUGGGCUUCGAAUCUGGAGGAAUGCCAAAGCGCAUGCAAGGAACCAAGCCCAAUAAUAUGGAUAGCUACAAGAGCCGCUUCGAAACCAUGGGACUGGCGUCCGGUGGUUCCGCCACCUUUGCCAAGUCGUUGCAAAGCAACGCCCAGGCGACAACGCAAAAGGCGAUUGCCCUCGGCGAGGCCAUGGGUGCAGGAGGAGCACGAGUUCCUGUGGUGCCAGAUGCAGGCCGAACCAUGGAAAAAAUGCUUGAGAAAUUUGUGAAUAGUCAGCUGGAAAAGCAUGCAGUUGCUGCUGCAGAACGGCAAAACAAAGAAUUUAAAAAGGAGGAGAAGAAGAAACACAAAAAGAAAGACAAGAAGAAGGAGAAGAAAAAGAAGAAGAAGUCCUCUUCAUCAAGUUCAUCCUCAUCCUCGGAUUCGGGCAGCGAAGAAGAAAAAAUGACAGAAACAGCAGCAGAGGAAUGCCCCAAAAAGGCAAAGAAAAACGAUAACAAAGAGGCUGAGACAUCGGAAAAGAGCUAGAGGAUUGCUUUGCCGACAGGUUUGGCUUCUUGAGCGCAUCCGGUUUCCAGCAAGACCUCCAGAUGGACUGAUGUGGUUAGCCGUCUCCAUCGACAGCCGGUCCCAAAUGGAUAAGUGAUGACUCCUCCCAAGGCUUCCAACAACCUCCUCAAAAGGCAUGUUGAUUCAACGGUUGUUGAUUCAUG